CAGUCUCUGGCUUCUGUUGCACUAAAUGAGUUUUUUUUUUGAAGUGCCGGAUGCUUCAGCGCUGUUAACUCGCACUAGGACCCGGGGACAGCACGGAGCAGCCGGUCCUUAGAGCCGGCAUGAAGGACAGGAGGCUGGUCUGAGCGCUGGGUCUUGCAGCUCGCUGUUAGUAGGGGCUGAGCUGCCGGCGGGGAUGCACGCUAGGUGUGUUGGUCUUGCGAUAUCAGCCACAGAACUUGAAAACCGGCUGGGGACGAAAGGCGCAGCUUAUUCCUGACAACUUAAACAUCUCCAAAUGUUCAGUGCAUGCCUUGCCUUGUGAUAAGCGUUACGCGAGGAGGAAUUAUAGGUAGCGUUCAAAAAAAGUUUUAAAAAAGUCAUUUUGCGUGCUGCCUCUGUGCUGUCUCCUGAAAACUUUUUUUUUUUAAUCCUGUAUGCGUUUUAAAUUGAAGUAGCCGCCACCCCCCCUCUGCACCCUGGCUAAACCAAUGUAAUUGAUUUUUCGCCCGGAUAUCAUGAAGCAAACGGCCCCGGUUGCGGCGAUGUCGGUGUCCAAGGAGUGUCUGCUGGCGAGGGACAGGCUGGACAGUGAAACGCGAUGCCGGGAGCGGGUGGACGGGGAGCUGGAUCGCUGGCGCACCCGGGAGAGGCUGGAGGCGACGCUGGCGGGGCUGGGAGAGCUGGAGUACCUGCGGCAGAGGCAGGAGCUGCUGGUCAGGAGCGUGUUGGCGCGCCAGGAGAGGGCUGCUUUCGCCGGGGAGGCGACGGCGAGCGGAGCCGCGGAGGACGCCUUCUUGAACUCGGAGGAAAAGCUACUGGAAGAAAAUAUUUUAUUACUAAGAAAGCAGCUGAACUGCCUGCGGAGGAGAGACGCUGGCCUGAUCAGUCAGCUGCAGGAGCUGGACCGCCAGAUCAGCGAUCUCCGGCUGGACUCGGAGAAAGUGUCCAUUGACCACCUGGAAACGGACAGCCGGCCCAGCUCAGGGUUUUAUGAGCUGAGUGAUGGGACUUCGGGGUCCCUUUCCAACUCCUCCAACUCCGUUUUCAGCGAGUGUUUAUCCAGUUGUCGCUCGAGCAGCUGCUUCUGCAACCCUCUGGAUACGUCGCUGGGUGCUGCAGAUGGGCAGCCCAGGCCCGCAGAUGAGCUUGUGGGCUGUGCUGACUGCGAAGGGCGGUGUGAAGACCAGAGCUCUGUGUUGGUCAGAAGAUCCUUUUCUGCUCCUUACUCUCCUUCUGUUGAUGGGACACCCGAAGGUCAAUCCAAGUACCAGUGUGACUUGGUCGCCAGAAAUGGAAGUGAUGUCUACCGGUACCCCAGUCCACUGCACGCGGUGGCUGUGCAAAGCCCCAUGUUCUUUCAGUCCCUUGUCGGCCAUUUCAAAGAGGACGGAAUCCAGUUUAAAGCCAGCGAACCUUCUAACGAGUUUCUGAAACCUGAGCAGGCUCCAGAGCCUCACAACGUCUCCUGGCCAGCGUCGUACCAACCUUCAAACAAGAGAUUAGAUCAUUACAUCUUGGGGCUGCUGCAGAGGAGGGCCCAGCCGGUACGAACCAAUAAGCCAAGGACAAGUAUAAACACAGACCCCGCAAAGAGCAUUUUAAGACAAGGUAGCAUUUGUGUUCGACAGACUGUUGGUGCUGCACAGGGAAAAACUCCUGACCUUAAGGCCAGCAGGCAGGCAUGUUUACAUUCCAGUGCAACAGGCAGUGCUGAUGUCAGUGCAGCGUCUCCCAUGAAGCAGUGGCCGGCGGAAGCUACGAUUGAUCAGCUGGAAAAUGGAAAGAGUCUGGUCCCUAGUGCCUACCAUCAGCACAGCGAACACUUGUCAAACACUAUUGAAAUUCACACCAACAGUCUCUCCAAGAAGAAUACUUCUGUGGCUAAUAAGGGGCUUCCCCUGAGCACUGUGACCAAAGACUGCCAGGAGAUGGGUGCCCCUCACUCCACAUCCUCCCCGAAAGACAGUGGCAAUCGAUAUCUACCCAUGCCAGAUGACCGCAAGGGCUCCCAGUCUCCGAGACAAAGCCUGAAGUCUCCUCCAGCUGUUCCCCCGCCUCUGGAGAAGAGGCCUCCCCUGGAGCUGAGAAGCCUGGGGUCUUCCUCCCAGAGUCAGGAUGAAGGAGGGCGGCUGGUCAGUGCUCAGUAUAUCCCUGCCCAGAGACAGGCUGGGAAGCUCCGGAAAGGGGGCAGGAAUGUAAAAAUCGUGAAAGUGAAGGGCGCCGCGCUGAAGACGAGGGCAAACAUUGAGCCCAUUCCAGAGGUCAGCCAGGAGAAGCCAAGGGUGGUGGCUAAAAAAUGCCGUUUCCCUGAUGACAUUCCAAACCUGCACAAGGCUUCCAAGAAGAGCUCCUCUAAAACGAAAAGGGUGGGGAGCUCCCAUUUGGACAGCAGUCUUGCAGGUAGAUAUCCGGUGUCCACAGGCAAGUCUGCAGCCCCCAGACACCACGGGCAUGGGAGAGAGGUGAUACUGACCAAACCGAAAUACAAGCGCGCUGACUACCGCAGGUACAAAACCAUAGCUGAGGUUCCCUAUGAAGAAGCAAUGAGGAAAGCAAGGAGGAGACAGAAAAGGGAAGUUCUGGGCCAAGUCUCAGCUGUAUAUUUGCCUCCCACUGUGCAGUACGCAAGCCCUUAUUCGUACGUUGGCAGCGAUUCUGAAUAUUCAGCAGAAUGCGCUUCGCUGUUCCACUCCACUGUGUUGGACACCAGUGAAGAUGAGCAGAGCAACUACACCACUAACUGCUUUGGGGACAGUGAGUCUAGUCUGAGUGAGGUGGACUUUGUGGGUGAGAGCACCACUUCCAGUGACUCUGAUGAAAGUGGGGGGCUGGUCUGGCCGCAGUUUGGACAGUCCAUCGGGCCUGUAGUCCCCUCCGAGGUCACCUCGGCGCAGGCCAAGGCCUUUGUGAAGAUCAAGGCAUCCCACAAUCUGAAGAAGAAAAUUCUGCGGUUCCGUUCGGGGUCCCUAAAACUGAUGACAACUGUGUGAAACGUGCAGAUCAGUCUUGGCAGUGGAAUAUCCAGUGCAACUGGCCUGUUUUCACCCACAAAGUGCCUAGGCUGUCAUUUCUGUGCCUGCACCUGAGGAUGCUCAGCCGAAACUUAAUCGGGUGCAAAAAUUAUCCAGCUGCUUCCCAUAAACCUGCACUUUCUAAACCAAUCAUGGAAAAUGGGACACUGCUAAGAAACCAUUAGAUUUGUAUAGCCUCCUCACCUGUUUAUGUAGCCCAUUUUUAUAUUUAUUAUUGAAUAUUUGCAGUAGUGCAUUUGCAUUUCGUAAAUGUAAAACACUGACAACAUUUCUUUUCAUAUUAAAAGAUAUUUAUAACUUAA
This is a messenger RNA of Lepisosteus oculatus (spotted gar), 3334 nucleotides long. RefSeq names its product dishevelled-binding antagonist of beta-catenin 1 (gene dact1). Gene Ontology annotation, cellular component: cytoplasm. Gene Ontology annotation, biological process: negative regulation of canonical Wnt signaling pathway; regulation of Wnt signaling pathway, planar cell polarity pathway; negative regulation of JNK cascade. The record is from RefSeq and is a predicted model, not a curated record. Lineage: Eukaryota; Metazoa; Chordata; Actinopteri; Semionotiformes; Lepisosteidae.